GCUUCCCCUCUUCGUCCUUUCCAUUCUACGUCUUGCCACGUUUAUUUUUCUGAUCCUUCAUCAAUCUCGCUCUCCCAUAGAGGUUACACCUAACAUGUUUGCUCUCUUUCCUCAGAAAAACGAUUCUCAGCAUUCGACAUCCAUUUCAGAUUGGUCAUUAUUGGUACCUUUAUUAUCUCUCGUCUCCGCUCUUGCUCUAGUAGCAUAUAACCUUCUCGUUUACCCUCGCUGGAUAUCUCCUUUACGCGCAUUUCCCGGUCCUCCUCUCGGGGGAAUUAUCAAAGGUCAAUUCCCAGCUAUCAUCAAUGGCGAGGCUGGUGUCCCACAGUGUCAGUGGAUCGAAGAAUAUGGGUCGAUCGUGCGCGUCGUGGGUCCCAUAGGAAUCGAGAGACUUAUCGUAGCAUGUCCAGAAGCUUUACAUCGAAUCCUUGUGACAAAUUGGACUGAUUAUCCGAGGCCCAGUUUCAUGCAAUACACCCUAGGUGUCGUUGCGGGACAUGGCUUGCUUACUGCUUCUGGCGAUAACCACAAGCGUAUGAAGAAACUGCUACAACCAGCAUUUUCGGCUCACAACGUAUUGAAAUACGACGAAAUGUUUUAUGACUCAAUUGAUCGCCUCGUUGCCCUUCUUACCAACGAGAUUGGCUUGGAACAGCAUGGAAAAGAGAUACUGAUGUUGAGCUACUUGAACAGAGCUGCUAUGGAUAUAAUUUGUAAAACGGCAUUUGGAUAUGAGUGCGGGGCCCUAUCUGAACCCCCGAGUGUGUCAAAGCUGAUGGAGGCUUACGAGAGGAUAAGUAACGAACAAAAUGGACGGAAUGCGACGGCACUGAAUGCGUUCAUGGCGAUACCUGGCGUGGGCCCUCUAUCUAUAUCCGACUGGCCUUACCACUGUUGUCGCUUCGUCAAGAGGGUAGGGGCAUUUAAGCCCGUGGUGGCGUUGUUUGAGUCAAUGCAUCUUAUCAAAUCAAUCAUAUCGACGUUUGUGGAUGACAAAAUUGCUGAAGCGACGGAUCAGGAAACGCAUGCCGAGGCAGGGACGCGUUCGGAUAUGAUGGGUAUCCUUCUCAAAGCGAGACAAGCAGAAGGAGAAGGAGAGAAGAACUCAAAGGAAGUAGUAAUUGAUAAGAAGGAUAUGCUUCAUCAUGUGCUGACUUUCAUCGCGGCUGGCCACGAUACGAGCGCAAAUAGUUUAACUUGGGCCCUUUACCUGCUGGCUAAGAACCCUGAAGUUCAAGAUCGACUCCGUGCAGAAGUUUCCCCCUUCUGUUCUUCCAACUGCGGUAGACCUGACAUACGCAAAAUUAAGCAGCUUCAAUAUCUGGAUUGCGUCAUUAAUGAAUCCCUACGCCUGUUCCCCCCAAUACCAAUGACCUUCCGGAAGUCAACGAAAGAUGAUCACCUCGAUGGAAAGUUUGUACCAAAGGGAACGCUGAUUUAUGUCCCAAUUCGUGCCGUUGGCUGGCUCAAGAGCGUCUGGGGAGAUGAUGUCGCUGAGUUUCGACCGUCCCGUUGGUCAGAUUUACCACCGGAAUAUAAUCCUAUCUAUUCCGCUUUCCUGCUGGGUCCGCAGUCCUGCAUCGGGAAGUUCAUGGCCAUGUUGGAAAUGAAAGCGAUCUUGGCAUCUCUUAUAGGGAAUUUCGAGUUUUCCUUAGCUUAUGAAGGACAGGUCGCACAGCCGACAGCAGCUGCUACCAUGAAACCAAAGGACGGUAUGCCGCUUCGUGUACGACGCGUGAGCUCACGUUGACCGCAAUCUUCUAACUUAACUGGAAGAAGUUCAGCUGAGGCUCAGCCUUUUAGCUCUUCGGAUCUUUUUUUUUUACUAGAAUUUGACGAGAAUGUUCAAUAUUACAUGUAAAUGUGCAUAUUUCCAGUAUGUUUUGGCUCUGAUCUAUCUUUACUAAAUUAAGUUAGCAUCUAUUACUCCUCUUUGCAUAGCCACAAACUCCGGUCGCUUCUUGAAAGCGCCACCAUCUGAUAUGAAAGCAUAACGGCAAAGAACCUUUUUUUUGUCCUCAACUUCGACAGAAAAACGGAUAGCAAUAAUAGCUCUUACUC
Guyanagaster necrorhizus is the source of this 2061-nucleotide messenger RNA. Its product is annotated as cytochrome P450. The transcript is spliced from 15 exons. Lineage: Eukaryota; Fungi; Basidiomycota; Agaricomycetes; Agaricales; Physalacriaceae. Gene Ontology annotation, molecular function: monooxygenase activity; heme binding; oxidoreductase activity, acting on paired donors, with incorporation or reduction of molecular oxygen. The record is from RefSeq and is a predicted model, not a curated record. Bases 95 to 1750 code for a protein of 551 amino acids.